UGUCUUUGGCCCUCCUAACUUCGGUCCCCUCCCAAAGGGUUAGGAGUCCUUUUAGGAGGCAGAUGCCCCGGCAGUUUCGUCACAAGGCCUGAGCACACUCGGUCUGUUGCACGCUUGCCUGCGUCGGCGCAUCCAGAAGGAGUCCCACCGAUCUGGAAGCAGGAUGCACGGCAGCGGAGGAAGGAUUUGUGUCAGCGCGGAGAAGCGCAUUUGGUGACAGCGGGUAGCAUUUCUGUUCGAGCACCACAUGGCAAGCAAGCACCGAGUGCAUUACCAAGGUGACGAUGAUCAGAAGAAGAAGCGCACCUUCAAGAAGUAUUCUUUCCGUGGGAUUGACCUCGACAAGCUGUUGGACCUUAGCAAUCAGGACUUCGAGCUCAUGGAGCUCUUCCGUGCCCGCCAGCGCCGCAAGUUCAGCCGAGGCAUCAAGCGUAAGCCCAUCGCCCUCCUCAAGAAGCUGCGGAAGGCGAAGCGCGAGACCGCCUACGGCGAGAAGCCGGAGGCCGUAAAGACCCACCUGCGCAACAUGGUGAUUGUGCCCGAGAUGAUCGGACCGAAGCGUGGUGGGCGUCUACAACGGCAAGCAGUACAUCAACGUGGAGGUCAAGCCGGAGGCCAUCGGCCACUACCUGGGGGAGUUCUCCAUCACGUACAAGCCCACCAAACACGGCCGCGCUGGCAUGGGGGGCAAGAUGAGCUUCAUCCCGCUGAAGUGAGCACGCAGCGCCGGGCCGAUGCACACGCGCACCCAUCACCUCCUCGCGGGCGGCCGAGCGAUGCAGUCGCGGGCGCCGUAGAAGUACAAACAUUGGAAGGCAGGAGUCUAGAGGCAGGGUCGCGGCGCCCCACACGCGCGCGGCUGUCCGCGGCGGCGGCCCGCGGGCGCCCCCGCCAGCUCUUGGGCACCCUCCCGGGGGCGAGCCGCGGGCCGUGGAGGACGGCGUGUGGUUGAGGCCGGAUCCGGCUCGGGUUUCGACGUCUGUGGAUGGGAGCCUCGGGAGGCGACCUCG
This is a messenger RNA of Prorocentrum cordatum, 1010 nucleotides long. NCBI's taxonomy places the organism in Eukaryota, Dinophyceae, Prorocentrales, Prorocentraceae. The record is from the annotation of a GenBank genome assembly.